Molecule: messenger RNA, 1779 nt
Organism: Talaromyces rugulosus
Lineage: Eukaryota; Fungi; Ascomycota; Eurotiomycetes; Eurotiales; Trichocomaceae
Exons: 3
Coding region: 1-1779 (592 amino acids)
Molecular function (GO): heme binding; oxidoreductase activity, acting on paired donors, with incorporation or reduction of molecular oxygen; iron ion binding
Source: RefSeq, a predicted model, not a curated record
AUGGCCUCGCUCUCCGCAAACGCUUUGGUGUUUUUUGCCGUCGCCUGGGCGGCCUGGUGCCUGGCCUCGUUGAGGGCCAACUUGUCGCGGGCGCGAGCAACUGGCCUGCCCUAUGUGAUACUCCCAUGCUCAGUGCUCGGCGCGCCCUGGCUUCUGACCCAGCCCGUGCUGCUCCCUCUCCUGGCAGCUCUUCCUGAAUCGUGGACUGCAAAAUGGCUUCCACUGCUCCUUUUCAACGACGGGUGGCACAAUGGCUAUGAGCCCUUUCAACGUGCCGGGGGAGAUACAUUCCUUGCUGUGUCACCUGGGGGUGUUAUCCUCUAUACCUGUCACGCAGAAGUCUCCUCGCAGCUAUUCCGGGACACUCGACUGGGAAAGCCAGCUCAUUUAAUGAGCCUGUUGAAUAUAUUCGGCCCGACCAUAACAAGCACCGAUGGAGCCGAGUCUCGCUUAUACCGUCGCAUCACAGCUCCCUUUUUCUCCGAGGCAACAAUGCGCGAUGUGUUUGUCGGCACUGUCCAAGGGGGUGGCCAGUUGGCGCAGGUGUUGAGACAGCCGGCCGCCCAUCAUCAUCUACGAGACCUCGCAGCGAAACUUUCGCUUCAUAUUCUCAAUCGCUUCUGCAACCAGGCUGAAACUCUAGAAGAUCUUGCUAUGACCUUGCGGGGUGAUGAUAAACCGCAAGGCACGCAUCGCAUGACCUAUGCUGAAGCUGUAUUUACCUUGCUAGAGAACUAUAUGACUAUAUUUCUCAUUCCAAGCAAGCUUCUACGAUCUUCGCCUUCCCACACCCAUCGUCAAGCAGCAACAGCAUAUGCCGAACUGGGUCGCUAUUUGCAAGAGAUGAAGGGUCAGAAGGAAGCAGAACUCCAGCAAAAAGUACCAGCUUUAUCAAAUAAGCCUGAAAGUAUCCCGGAGCUUCUCGUCCAAUCCGGGCUCCCAGCGAAGGACGGAAGCCCGGCUGUUCUUAGACCGGACCAGGUAAUUGGAAAUAUCUGGGUCUUUGUUCUCGCUGGUCACGAAACAAAUGCCAAUACUCUCACUUUUAUUAUCUUGCUCCUUGCGUGCUACCCCGUCACCCAACGGGCCAUGCAAGCUGACCUCGACCGGAUCCUCGGAGACACCCCACCAGAUCAGUGGACAUAUGAUACCCACUAUAAUCCGUUAAUGAACAGUUUCGUGGGUGCAGUGAUCAACGAGGCCCUACGGCUUUUCACCGUGUUGCCUGUGAUUCCAAAAUAUGUACCUCCGACAGGACCUCCAAUCUCUAUCACCAUCGAUGGCCAUGUCCACCCUUUGCCACCGGACACGGUCGCAUUCGUAAAUACCAGCGCUACCCAUCGACAUCCACAGUACUGGCCGCGUCGGGAAUCCAGUGAAGAUACUACACCUCGCGCGAAGCGACCCUUUGCAGUGUCCGAUUUUAACCCCGAACGGUGGAUUCAAAAGACUGGAGUGGCCAAACAUGGACUGUUGAGCCCACCUCCUGGUACCUUUAUCCCAUUCUCAGAGGGAAGUCGUGGAUGUUUGGGGGAACGGUUUGCCCUAGUCGAGCUGUGUGCCUCGGUAGCAGUUUUGUUCAAAUCAUCGUCGGUGAGACUGCUGACAAGAGGCGAAGAAGGUGGAGAGUAUCCAGAAGGAGAGCUUGCAGAUACUUGGGAGGCAGCGCGGGAUCGGGCGGAGCUUGCGCUGUCCGAGGGUGUGAAAUUCGAUAUGAGUCUGCGAGUGGUGAGGAAUGUACCUGUGCGGUUCGAAGCGCGAGACUCUGUGUCGAGGUAA